Messenger RNA from Eleginops maclovinus (Patagonian blennie), 1456 nucleotides. Its product is annotated as serine protease 38-like. Gene Ontology annotation, molecular function: serine-type endopeptidase activity. The transcript is spliced from 8 exons. Gene Ontology annotation, biological process: proteolysis. The coding region runs from base 1 to 1443 and encodes 480 amino acids. The record is from RefSeq and is a predicted model, not a curated record. NCBI's taxonomy places the organism in Eukaryota, Metazoa, Chordata, Actinopteri, Perciformes, Eleginopidae.
AUGAACCCAGACAUUGAACAGACCGAGCAUUCUACAACAGCCUCCAGCGACUUCACAAGCAUGGAUUUGGAGGUCCAAACAGCCAGCACCAGCUUUUCUCAAACACUGCAUUCAGUUGUUGCUUCCAUCUAUCCGUCCCUUGAGCUCUGGGCCUCCACUUCUUUUCAAAGUCCGAUGAGUCAUGAAGUAUUGAGUGUUUCGUCUCUGGUCCCUUCUACAGUCCUCACACUCUUGCCUCAGUUUGAGCCCCCAGUUAGUGGAAACUUAUACCCAGAGCGUCCAUCUUUUGAUGAGGUAACAUCAGAGCCUCAGCUUCCGGGAACUUCAUCCUCUCUGUCUUGUUCCUCAGAGGACAAAGAUCAGAAAACCGUGCCCUCACCACUUCCUUGCAGUGAUAAUUCCCAGGAAGUUCAGCUGAGGAAACCAUCUGAUGCAGGCCCAGUGGAGGAGGGAUCAGUAGGACUAAUUUUACCCAAAGAUCCUACUGAUGAAGAGCAAGAUUCAGCGCCUCAAGCCUGUUCGUCUCGGGAGCUGCUACUGAUCGUGAGCUUCCCCAUCAUCAUCAUCAAAUUAGUCAUCACCUCUGCUCUCUUAGUCAAGUUCCUGGUAUUCCCCAGUGAACCGCCUCCUCUCUGUGGCUUAAAAGGAAACUGCAGUGUCCCAACUCAGCCUUAUCUGUCUAAGAAUCCAGUAAAUCAGACAGAUAACAUCACUGCAGAUUGCACAGUUCUGGUCGGUGGUGGCCGACGUAUUGUUGGGGGGACGUUGGCGGCCAAGGAAAAGUGGGUGUGGCAGGUCAGCAUGCAAUGGAGAGGAAAACACGUCUGUGGAGGGGCCAUCAUCUCCCCUCACUGGGUCAUCACUGCAGCUCACUGCUUUGUUGAGAACAACAUGCUCGAAGUGUCUGACUGGCUGGUGGUGGUGGACACAGUCAGCAUCGCAGACGUCUCUCUGGGGGACCGUUACAGAGCUCUGCAGGUUCUCUAUCACCCUUGGUUCGACAAAUACAACAACGACUAUGACGUGGGCCUGCUGCGCACCAUCACUGACAUGGACAUGGGAGGCUUUGUGUCAGAUGAGCUAAGGCAGGCCCAGGUCAAAGUCAUAGCUCAACCGGUCUGUUCACACCCGAGCGUCUACGGCAAUUACCUAACCCCUCGGAUGAUUUGUGCUGGCACCAUGGAUGGAGGAGUGGACUCCUGCCAGGGGGACAGUGGUGGGCCCCUGGUGUGUGAGACAGCCAGUGGGGAAUGGAGGCUGGCAGGUGUGGUGAGCUGGGGAGAGGGCUGUGGACGACGCAACAAACCAGGCGUCUACAGCAGAGUAACCCAACUGAUCCAGUGGGUUAAAGAACAUAUAGAGGACAAACCAGAAGAAUUGGAGGGGACCACGACAGCCAUUAUCGACCCCUCACAGAAACCAGACUCUUUUAACUGGCAAUAAAAUAGCAAAUUAC